CUCCCUCCCUCCCCUUCGACUACCACUGUGCCAUCCCUCGCUCGCGCGCUCCCUCGCGGUGGUGGAGCCGUGCGCAGUCGGCAGCGAACGUACCAACGCGAACGUCGCGCCGAGGCUCCUGCUAAACCGGGGCUCACUUUCCACCCGGGAUAAAUUCCGCAGGGAGAGAACUUCUGCGCGCUGCACCGACUGCGACGAUGGCCGGGCAGCUGCUGGUGAACACGUGCGUGGCGCUUCUCGUCGUCUCGCUCGCAGGAGUGAGCUGUGAUGAGAUGGUCCUGGCGCUGCUGGGGGAGACGGUGCAGAUGAUCUGCGACUCCCCGCGGGGAACGCAGCCCAAGCUGCGCGAUGGGGCCGCCGAGUGGUUUGUGGAGCGGGCAGGCAGGCGCUCGGCAGUGUUCACGCGCGACGAGGGCACGGGGCAGCUGUGGCCGGCGCCGGCAUUCGAGGGCCGCGUGGAGCUGGGCGGCGACACGGCCCUGACGCUGCAGGGCGUGCUGCUGCAGGACCGGGCGACCUUCGUAUGCGUCACGCACGACGGCGAGCUGAAGACGAAGCUCGAGGUCUACGCGUUCCCGGAGAAGCUGGUGAUCACCAGGAGUCCCUCCUCCGUUGUUCUCGGCUUGGGCAAGCAGCUGAUCGGCACGUGCAUCUCGAGCGGCGGCUACCCCGAGGCCAACCUGACGUGGUACAAGAACAGCCAGGCCCUGCUCAACAAGUCUCCGCAGAACGUGCGCGUGGAUAAGCACGUGGUGCGCGAGUCGAGCGGCGUCUUCUCGGUGACAGCGCACCUCUUCUACAAUCCCACGAUGGAGGACAAGCAGGCGUCGUUCCACUGCGAGGUCCAGUACAGCCAGCCGGGGGGGCAGCUCGGCCGCAUGAAGUCUGACGACAUCCAGAUACUGCUCACCUACCCGUCGGAGCACGUCAACCUGACCGUCGAGUCGCCUCUCACGCCCAUCAAACAGGGCGACAAGGUCACCCUCAAGUGCUCCGUGGACGGCACCUCGGAGCCCGAGUUCACCUUCCAGAGGGUUCAGAAGAACGGCAGCGUGGAGGACCUGCACAUCGGCGCCGAGUCCACGUUCACCCUGAGCGGCGUCGCGCGCGACCACAGCGGCCUCUACCGCUGCACCACGUUCGACUUCGACCAGCCGCUGGCCGAAAUGCUGACGGCCGACACCUACGUCGAGGUCAACUGGAUCGAGGACGUGACGGUGACCCCGGCGGGGAACCACACGGUCGCCGCGGGGACCUCGCUGGCCGUGGAGUGCGGCGGCCGCUCCGAGAAACCGCUCUCCAUCUCGUGGAGCAAGGACGGGAAGCGCCUCGCCCAGGGCGGCCAGCUGCAGCUGUCGGCCGUCACCUUCGGCAGCAGCGGCGCCUACGCGUGCGAGGUGUCCAUGCCCAGCGUGCCGGGCCUGAGCGUGAGCCGCCUCGUCCACGUCAGCGUGGAAGGGGAGCCGCGGGUGACGCUCUCAGACGUGCUGGUGGAGCCCGAGCGGCUCACCUUGGUGUGCACGGCCACGGGGAACCCCCUGCCCGAGAUCAAGUGGAGCGUGCCGCAGACGCCCGUGGAGGUUCGCGUGACGCCCUGGGAGCUGCGGAGCUCCGUGGUGCUGCCCCGCGGCGCCACGCAGCAGGCGAAGGCGACGUGCACGGCUCGCAACGCGCACGGCUCCGCCAAGGAGACGCUGCUCGGCCCCACGGUGCCGCCGCCCGUCAGCGAGAGCCCCCCUCCGUCUCCCCACGCCUCGGCCACCAACACGAGCAGCAAGACGGUGAUCAUCGCCAUCAUCAUCGCGCUGGGCAUCUUAUUCCUCAUCUGCGCCCUCAUCUUCUGCCUUUGCAAGAAGAAAAACCUCUGUUUCAAGAAUCGGUACAGCCCGACACGGAAACAAACGCAGAGCUCUGUGGGGUCGUCACCCGACACGUACAUGGCGCCGCCCGACCAGGACCUCAAGGCUUAAUCGCGACCUCUCCAGGGAUCGUCGCAGGGACGCCGCGGGUCGUCGCGGGCGUAACCAUCGCAAGAUCUGAAUCAAGUCGCUUUCUGGGAAAUCCUACUGUAUUAUACGCUUGUCAUCAUUGCUCAGCGAUCGCCUUUCCGUCUAAAAAAACAAAAUCUCUAUUCUAUAUCCUCCUACGACAGUUGUAAAUGAGAUCGGUGCGCCGAUGUGACAUGUACAGAUUAUACGACUGGCCAAGUGACGGGUGGUGGUGGUGGGGGGGGGUGGGAGAGGCGUCUCGCGCGUGCGGCGUCGGAGGCACCGCGGCUGCCGCUGGGGUCCCGCUCCGUGCGCUCGUGGGCCCCGGGUGGUCGCCGCGGAAGCGCUGGAGCACGAGCAGAGGGCUGGAGGGCGCGGACACGACCGACCCCACGCUCCUCCUCGGGGGGGGGCGGGGCCGCCGGACCGCGUCCCGGGCUCACGGGGUCAGCAGCGAUCGCCCGACACAUUUGGGCGGCUCGAGUUCAAACGCUCGGCUCGAUCGAGGCGCCGCAAGCAAAAGUCGCCACUGACCGGCGCGUUCCUUCACGUAACCCCCCCAACCCCCGCCCCCCGCCACGAAGCCUCCUCCUGCUUGGGGAAGAAUUUAUGACUACUUUUUAUAUAAACUUGGGAUGUUUUUUUGGUUUUGUAUUUAACGUACAUGGUCACCGUAACAUUAUUAUAAUUUUUUUUCUCGCAGGGUCUUUUUAUAUACGAGACGAGGUACGUUGGGGUGGCCGAUUGCUCUCGACGAGCGGAGGAAGCUCCCUCGUCGAGUCCUCGCCGCGCCGUUCUGCCCCCCCCCCACGACCGACCGCGCGGCAACGGCGGCCGGCCCUGCCAGGCCAGUGGCGUCUUUUGCUUCUCGCCACUGUCUUUAAAACAAACAAACAAGACAACAUACUCUGUGGUUCUUUCGGUAAAGUCGCGUAGGUAUAAAAUCAAAUAAAUCACGACGUUUCGGGCGCAACACAAGCAAUCAUCAUCAGGUGGACGCUUGUGUUGCGCACGAAACGUCGUGAUUUAUUUAAUUUAAUUUUUCUAACUACGUGACUUUAUCGAAAGAACCAAAGAGUAUGGAUUCCUGCAGUCACGAAAGCUUCCAAUCAAAACCAAACACCAAAAAAACCAACAAGAAUCAGUGUUGAGAAUGCCCGACGUAGACACUGCACAAUGACACCGUGCACGUGUGCUAUUUAUGAAGGCAGCUCCCCGUUGUGUUGUCGUUCGAACUUUCCACUCUGGCUUCAUCCGUGUUGUUUUUUGCAUCACCUGUGCAUUCACAAGUAAAUGAUUUAUCGCUCAAUACAAAUGGCCAUGGCAUUCACGUACAGCUUCGUGCCUGCAAGGUAAUGGUAUGGGGCCGUCCAUAAAUGACGUCACGCACCUGGGGGGGGGGUCAGACAUUUGUGACGA
Messenger RNA from Lethenteron reissneri (Far Eastern brook lamprey), 3407 nucleotides. RefSeq names its product basal cell adhesion molecule-like. Lineage: Eukaryota; Metazoa; Chordata; Hyperoartia; Petromyzontiformes; Petromyzontidae. Gene Ontology annotation, cellular component: plasma membrane; cell-cell junction. The record is from RefSeq and is a predicted model, not a curated record. Gene Ontology annotation, biological process: cell-cell adhesion. Gene Ontology annotation, molecular function: cell adhesion molecule binding.